GAAGUAUUUUUUUCAAACUGUUCGGACGGUCAUACUGACACAGAAAAUGCAAAAAAAGUAAGAGCGAAAAGAGCUGGCGUAGGCGUGACAAACGGUGAAAAAAAAAGCGUAGUGCAGCACGAACAGUGCAAUUGACCCCAAAGGAGCUUACGGUGCAGUCCCCCUCGAGCAGACCCAACCCCGAGUCCACACAGAACCGAAAACUUGAGCCUGGCGCUUGGCGGCCAUUCAAAUGAAUAGUCCUCGCACAAAUGCGGUCAAUGGCGGCAGCGGCGGCGUCGGCAGCGGCGGUGGUGCUAUCUCCGCCCUUCCGAGCACUCUCGCCCAACUGGCUCUGCGCGACAAGCAGCAGGCGGCGGCAUCGAGUGCAUCCCCCGCCACCAGCAACGGCGGCAGCGAGUCCUCAUCCGUGGGCGGCAGGCCAGCAACUCAGCCACCUAGUGUGCCAUCAUCAUUGACGGGUGCCAGUAAGCUGGAGAACAGCGCCUCCAACGGCGACUCAAACAAGCUCACCCACGACCUCCAGGAAAAGGAGCACCAGCUGGUGCAGAAGCCACAGAAGCCGCCGCUCCCGGUGCGCCAGAAGCCCAUGGAGAUCGCUGGCUACGUGGGAUUCGCCAACCUGCCCAAUCAGGUCUAUCGCAAGGCGGUGAAGCGGGGCUUUGAGUUCACCCUGAUGGUGGUGGGUGCCAGCGGAUUAGGCAAAUCCACGCUCAUCAACUCGAUGUUUCUGUCCGACAUUUACAACGCAGAGCAGUAUCCUGGCCCGUCGUUGCGCAAGAAGAAGACCGUUGCCGUGGAGGCCACUAAGGUCGUACUCAAGGAAAAUGGAGUUAACCUUACCCUUACCGUAGUGGACACCCCAGGAUUUGGAGACGCCGUGGAUAACAGCAACUGCUGGGUGCCCAUAUUGGAGUAUGUGGACAGCAAGUACGAGGAGUACCUGACGGCAGAGUCCCGGGUUUAUCGUAAGACCAUCUCGGACAGUCGGGUGCAUUGCUGCCUGUACUUCAUCGCUCCAUCUGGACACGGACUACUCCCCUUGGAUAUUGCCUGCAUGCAGAGCCUGUCGGAUAAGGUGAAUUUGGUGCCAGUGAUCGCCAAGGCGGACACAAUGACUCCGGACGAAGUGCAUCUGUUCAAGAAGCAGAUCCUCAACGAGAUUGCCCAGCACAAGAUUAAGAUUUACGACUUCCCCGCCACGCUGGAGGAUGCGGCCGAGGAGGCGAAGACGACGCAGAACCUGCGUAGCCGGGUGCCAUUUGCGGUGGUGGGUGCCAACACCAUCAUCGAGCAGGACGGAAAGAAGGUGCGCGGCCGGCGCUACCCCUGGGGCCUGGUGGAGGUGGAAAACCUGACGCACUGCGACUUUAUUGCGCUGCGAAACAUGGUGAUUCGCACACACCUGCAGGAUCUCAAGGACGUGACGAACAACGUCCACUACGAGAACUACCGCUGCCGUAAGCUCUCCGAGCUGGGCCUGGUGGACGGCAAGGCCAGACUGUCGAACAAGAAUCCGCUCACCCAGAUGGAGGAGGAGAAGCGGGAGCACGAACAGAAGAUGAAGAAGAUGGAGGCCGAGAUGGAGCAGGUCUUCGACAUGAAGGUGAAGGAGAAGAUGCAGAAGCUCCGGGACUCUGAGCUGGAGCUGGCCCGCCGGCACGAGGAGCGCAAGAAGGCGCUGGAAAUACAGAUCCGGGAACUGGAUGAGAAGCGGCGCGAGUUCGAGCGGGAGAAGAAGGAGUGGGAGGAUGUGAACCAUGUGACGCUCGAGGAGCUCAAGCGACGAAGCCUGGGCGCCAACAGCAGCUCCGACAACGUUGAUGGCAAGAAGGAAAAGAAAAAGAAGGGUCUGUUCUAAGUCAACACGCUCAAAAUCCACAACCCCCCCUAAUAACAUCCCAUCUCCCCCCCCAUGAUAUUCUUAAGCGCUAAUCUCGAGAACAAAACAAGCAUAAAAAAAGAAAAUCCCUAGCGUAUCCCGUAAUUAUACAUAUACCUACAUAUAAAAGUAAUACGAGUAAAAGUGCAUAAAUAUAUCUAUUGUUGGGCCUAACUGGCCUCAGCCUAUCCGGCGCCCACAAGGCUUCUCUAUUCGCACAGCAAUCGCACUCGGCCGGCGUUGCAUUUGUUUUUUUACAUUACUAUACAAAUAUAAUUCAUAGCAGCAGUUGCAGUAUUUUACCAAUAUAAUACGAGUAUAUAUAGAUUCAGGCAUUACUUGACGGACACAUUACUUGCUAGCCUAAUGAAUUGAGUAUGGAUAUCAAUGCCAUCGAAUUAAAUCGAACCAGACCCAAAACGGUAUUUACAAAAUACUUAAAUAUCUUAAAGCUUAAAUCUACACAAGCGAAAAAGCAACACCUAAGCGAAAAGUACGAAAAUCGAUCCUAAAAAUUAAUUAUAAAGAAUGAAAGAAAAAAAACCAACAAAAAUAAUGAAACCAUGUAUAACGUAUGCUAUUGAUAUUGUAAUUGUAUUUUACCUAUUAUGCAUAAAAAAAAAGUAAUAAGUCAUAAAACACCCAAACACUCGGCAGUAUCAGAAUCAGAAGCAGCAACACCAGCAGAAAACCAACAAAACAAAACAAAAAUAUACUCUUGCAUUUUACAAAAUAAAGUCUUCUCUUUAGUUUAACUACAUAAAA
Messenger RNA from Drosophila bipectinata, 2647 nucleotides. RefSeq names its product septin 7-like protein pnut (gene pnut). Gene Ontology annotation, molecular function: molecular adaptor activity; GTP binding; GTPase activity. Lineage: Eukaryota; Metazoa; Arthropoda; Insecta; Diptera; Drosophilidae. Gene Ontology annotation, biological process: cilium assembly; cytoskeleton-dependent cytokinesis; intracellular protein localization. Gene Ontology annotation, cellular component: microtubule cytoskeleton; septin ring; cell division site. The record is from RefSeq and is a predicted model, not a curated record.